AUGGACUCAGAUGCCGAGAACGAAGUGCCAGUGCCUGACCCUGUCUUUCCAUCAUCCCCUGCUCGACCUACAGUUGCUGGUGCGCCGGACAUCAACACAUCUCAGUCUCGUGGUCCGGUAGCCCCGCGGACCGUCCCGUAUGUGACAUUAGACGAUAAAUUCGCACAGGGGGAAGAAGGCAAGACAUAUUUCAGCCGGCCGAACCGCUACUUCGGCCCCGUGUCGACGUGGAACUCUUGGACGAAGGCGGAAAGGACAGUGGCUCUGAGUCUGGACCGUGUGCGCAGCCAGGACCUCAGUAUUCACCUCUUUGACGCUUUCGGGCUGAAGCGCAAGCUGCGGCAAGAAGGAGGUGGAGGGAGGGAAUCAAAGCGCAGUAAGAAGGGCAAGGAGAGAGCGUCGUCGGUCCUCUCCACGACGUCGAGGGACGAUGAGGACGAGUCUAAUCAGGCACGACACACUGGGGGGAGAAAUGGACUGGCCAGAUCCUGGACAGCCUGGCCCAUACCUCCUGAUCAGGUUCCCCGGGAAGAAUUGUUGCCCCGAAUGGAGGGAGAUGGCGGGUAUCGCAUGGCAGUCGACUCGCGGCCUAGUGCCAACCUUGAAGAAUGGCUGAUUGCCACCGCUACGAGGAUCGCUCGAGAACGAUGGAAUGAGAGGCGCUGGGAAGCCCCAUCCACGACCGGCGCAUCACAGAGGGAUAUGAAAGUCGACCAUGGAGAGGCUGAGGUGGACGUGCCCGAGGAUCAAGAAGCUGUGGAAGAGGCAGAGAGUCCGGACUCGCCAGAAGCCACAGAAGAACCAGUAUUCUACUCCCAACCGUUUUCGUUCUACGAUGAUGAUGAUGCUGCUGAGCAGGCGUCCGUUCCCGCCGAAGGAGAGAGUGACAGUGAUACGAGUGAGACGGAGCGACGCCCCGUUCCCCUUGCGGACGACGAAAAGGCGCGUGAAUACUUUCUUCCUAGCGCGCGACAUAUCCUGAGCCAAGUCGAUGAUUUGCUGCUCGGUCUUCAUAAAGCUAGAUACGCAUACGCAUUCAAGCCACCAAGCAAGCGCAGGGCGAAAUAUUCUCACAGUCCCGAAGACGACACAAGCGACUUCGCCCGGGGAAGAAGCGGUUCGCGUCCUGCUGCUAGGCAGAGGGCACGUUCAGCGUCCGUGUUCACCGACAUAUCGAGCGCGUCGGUCCCCUCUGCUGCUUCUGGUGCACGGUCCCGAAGGGUCGAGAAUCUCGGCUUACGCGAUUGGAGCGAUGUGAUGGGCAUGGCUACCCUGACACGAUGGGAUCCCGCAGUUGUUGAACGCGCAAGUCGGCGAUGUGCAAAGCUGUUUGACGGGAACAUGCUGUACCGCACUUUCUACGAGGGAGAGGGCAAGGAUGGGAGUGCAUCACACUUUACGGAACACCUUGCUUAUGAGUCUGAAAGUCAAGCGCCAUCUCGGACGGGAGAACAAGAAGCAGAAUCCACCGAAGACGAAGGUCUUUUAAUCCGCACCUCCAGACCCUGCGAAAGGUGUCAGGCGACGAAAGGCGAAUGUCAGCCCGCGAACGGCGAACAUGGAGGAGCAAGAACGUGCAGAAACUGCCAAGAAAUGGGUAACGCAUGCUCAGGAAUUCAAGUCCAAGUGGUCAAGAAUGAUCAUAUUUGUCCACAUCAAUCUUGUCCGAGACACAAGGUUCCCUUUCGCAAAAGAUGGUACCUCCAUAGGCACUUGGAAAGCGUACACAGGCAAAGACGUGGUUCGUGGGCGAUCAAGAAGACGCCAGCUUCGCGCAGUACUAGUAUCAGCGCCAACAGCGCCAAUCUCGAGUUUGAUACCGACAGAGAAUCAGACAACGAUCCGGAGCACCAGAUCGUCUGCCCUGUCCCAUCAUGCCCACGAGCACGAGUGCCUUUUUCAAAGGGCAAGAAACUCUACGAACACAUACGACGGAUGCAUCCAGAUAUGGACGUCGAUAAAGUCAAGAAGAGUGAGGCGUCACGCAGGGGGGAGAAAAGAGGUAGAUGGCGGGAUGAGAGACGGACGAGGAGUAAGAGUAAAAGUCGGAGCAAGAGUCGCUUUGGCGAUGUUAGUCGCAGUCAAAGUCGGACUCGAAGUCGACGAGCCGGUGCGACGAGGGAGGAAUAUGGUGAGAGUGAGAACGAAAGUAAGUGGAGGUCCAUAGAUGAGGAUCGAUAA
Molecule: messenger RNA, 2181 nt
Organism: Fonsecaea pedrosoi CBS 271.37
Lineage: Eukaryota; Fungi; Ascomycota; Eurotiomycetes; Chaetothyriales; Herpotrichiellaceae
Exons: 1
Coding region: 1-2181 (726 amino acids)
Source: RefSeq, a predicted model, not a curated record